This is a messenger RNA of Cladocopium goreaui, 572 nucleotides long. NCBI's taxonomy places the organism in Eukaryota, Dinophyceae, Suessiales, Symbiodiniaceae. The record is from the annotation of a GenBank genome assembly.
CCUAGCUGUUAUAUCUCUCCCUGAUUUGACCAAUGGUGGUGCUGACAGCUGAGAAGACCCCUUCGACUGCUUGCACACCAAAGCGAAAAGCAUUCAUGCUCCCCCUUUUGGUGAUUUCCGCAAAGAAGUGCUGGCAAAUCUAUGUGGGCAUUCCGACAGCUGGUCUUAGAAAGGAAGAGAUGAUUGAUCGGUUAUACCAAGCCGACAAUGCAGCUGUCUUUGGUCACCCCACUAGAGUGACAAGUCUUGGGAGUGAGGAGCUUUUGGUGGCAUGUGUCAAAGCUCGAAUUCGAUCCACCCGAUAUGGGAAGAAUAUUGAUGGGCUUGAUUUUUGGGUUUGAGCAGUGAUUUACCAUAUUUGGGUUCCUCCAGUAGCAUUGCAGCAGGGCCACAGGUGGUCACAAUGACUACAACUGUGUGGCCCGAAGCUUGGUUGAGUGGCGCCAUGAAACCCAAUGUUGCAUAGAAGAUUACAGAAGAUCGUAGCUUUGUGAGGGACUUCCCUCCCAUAAUUCAAAAUUGCUUCUCACAAAUUUAUGUGUGUUGCGAACUUUCAUCGCUGGAAGGAGAAA